AUGAAAUCAUCACCAUCACCUAGACUGAAGACUCAAACUAUACCUCAAUCUAAUUCCUCACCCUUGAUACUCAAUUCACCUCCUUUGGAACCUACAGCUCAUUUCCCUUGCCAUUCGAAGCAGAAGCAAAAGCCAGCACAAGACGCAGAUGUACUCUCUCCUACUGCAGGUCCUAGCAACAUCAAUGGAACAGGAGCAGGUAAUGGAGGGGAUACAGCGAUAGCAAGUGGAAGUGGAAGUGGAAUGAAGAAAAGUAAAAUGACACCUUCAUCAAUAAAUCCCAAUCCAUCGAAUAUGAGUAUGAGUAUGAAUAUGAACAAAGGUCGUACGCAAGCUGAAGCGUAUGCUAAUGCUCACACGCAAACACAACCUCAUCUUCUAUCUCGCUUACAAAAGCAGUCGCAGUCGCAGUCCCAGUCACAAUCACAGAGUCAAGCUCAAGCUCAAGCUCAAGCUCAAUCAGCCCCAAAUACAACUAAUCAUGCGAAUGUCAAAGAGAAGAGUAGUAAACCGAUAUUUGAUUGGAUACAAAGAAAACUUGGAUCUAGAAGAGCGACGAUUUCAUUGACUGAAUCACUAUCACUAUCACUAUCAUCACCAUCAUCAUCAUCGCACCCUCAACCUCAAUCAUCAAGUAAUAAUAAUAGUAACAGCGGUAACAAUGGUAAAUCACCAAUAAACAUUAAUCACAGAAAUAAACUACCUUCUUUGCCUAACAAACCCAAAUCCAACGUACUGAAUCCAAAUCCAAAUCCAAAUUCGAAUCCGAACCCGAAUCCAGUUUUUAAUAAUCGUGGACCAGCGAAAUCACCUCCCGUAGCUGCAAUGGCAAGAGAUGGACAGUCAGAUAAGAUGACAAGACAAAGUUCAGAUAUAGACACGACCAAUGGAGAAUUUGAUGGUCAAUCGAUCCAAACUCGAUUUUCCAAUUUCAGUCAAUUGGGUACAAUAGAAAGAGAAAAUAGAGAUCAUCUGAAAAGACAGGCUAAUAACCCUUAUCCCUCAAUCCCAAUUCCAAGAUUAUAUCCCAAUAGGAAAUACCCAAAUAUCAUAAAUACCAGAAGAAAACCAAAUCACCACAAUAUAGAUCGUCAGCAUGGACACGCAGUUGGUGAUGGUUACAGCGAUGGACAUGAAGAUGUUGAUAAUGAUAAUGAUGAUGACAACGAUGAUGAUGAUGACAACGAUGAUGAUUAUACGACUAUAUCAAUGUCAAUGUCAAUGUCAUAUUUAUCAAGAUCAAGAUCGAAUUCAAUUGAUUCAUGUUCUUCUUCCACAAGAGCAAGAAUAACAAAGAGGAGAAAUAGAACAAGUCUGAGUUUAGAUAGUCAAUCUCGAUAUCAAUAUCAAUAUCAAUGUCAAUAUCAUACUCACACCCACAAUCAAUCUCUACAUCCUCAUUUAAACAGACAACAUUCUACCAUCAGUCGAUAUAAGAACAAACUAGGUGUAGGAUCAAUGAAUACCGCGACGACUGGAGGAGGAGGAGGAGGAGGAGCUGAUGAUGAUGCUUCUUUAAGACCUUUCCCACCUAGUCAUCCAGCUUCACCAACACCUUCAACUUCAGUUUUAUCGAGAACAGGGUCCAAUCCAAUCCCUCUUCAUACCCCAGCAACUAUAGGUGAUGACGCCAGAUCAAGGACCAACACGUUCUAUUCGACUUGGUCAGGACUUGGUGCAGGUUCAGGAUUAGGUCCAGGAGUAGGGAACGAUAGAAGAUCAUUGACAUCAAGUAGUAUGGACGGUUUAUACGGUUCAGCAUACCGAUACAGUUAUAGUCUUGAUAUACCCAGGACCAAUCAAGAUUCAUUCUUUGAUCAAGAUGAAGACGAGGAUAUCAGAAGUCGAGACGAGGAGAACAGUAGAGAACUUCAUGAUGAUGAUGAAAAUGAAGAAGAAGAAGAAGAAGAAGAAGAAAACAAUGGAAGAGGAAGACAGAGUCGACAAGAUUCAACUUCAACAAAGCCGACUACAUGUAUUUCUUUAGAUUCAACUCCUGCUUUAGGUCAUAUCGCUCAACCACCUAUUUCCCCUCCAACUCAACACCAAAUCCAUGCUUCCACUCAACCACAAACUCCCAUCGCAACUCAAAAUCCAUUAUUUGGUUUAGGAGUCAUGAUCAAUGCAUCACCCUCAUCCAACCCUACAUCAACUUCACCAAGAAGAUCCAUACCGUCUUUACCACGAAACAUCAACACAGCUACCGAAACAUCAAACACAACUCCCUCUUCACCAUUAAUCACUCCUUCCGAUUCCAUUCCAACACCCUCAACGCCCACUACACCAGUGUCGAACGCACCGUCACCAAUCAGAAAUGUAGAUCUUGUCCAAGCUCCCAAACAUACACCUCAUCAUCCUGUGUAUAAUCCAAGACCAUCAGAACCUCCAGAUGAUAAUGCUUCAAUGCUAACUUUGGCAAGUUCUACUUUUGGUUUACCGCCAAGACCAUCAUCUCAUCUAUCCAAUAGACAAUCUGUUCAUACACCUACACCGACGAUAGGUUCUAUACAAAUUAUACAAUCUCACUCUGAUCCAAACACACCUCAUCUGUCUCAGCCCCAACAUGAGAAUAGUAAAAUAUUACCUAAUCCACCUUCGAUUCAUAGACUUCGUGAUCAUCCAUCUUCUUCGCAUAUCAAUACCAAGCAAGGCCCUGGAUCAACUUCAAUCAUCUCACCACCUCCACCUUCGAUACAUUGGGCACCGACUCCUUUAGACAAUAACAAUAACAGUAGUAUCAACGAAAGACCUAUAUCCACUUAUGAAGGAUAUCAACCUUCGAUCCAUCUCUCAACUACAACUACCCAUGCAAAUUCCAUCAUGUCUUUCAAAGGUUGGAAUAGAUCUGAUGGAGACGCAAGUGUCAGAGCUGUAAGAAGGAAAGGUUCUUGGGAAAGUUAUGAGUCAGGUUGGUCAUGGAGAGGUCUAAAUGGAUAUAGGACUGGUACUGCACAUGGACAUGGAGAUGGCUGGGGCAAUUCUACUUCUAAUUCAAACUCGAACUCGAAUUCGAAUACAAGAAAUGUCGUCAGUCCCAAUGGUGAAAGUAAAUCGAUACCAGUUAGCUUGAAUGGAAGCUUCAAGGGUCAUAAUAAUAACAGGACUGAAAGUUGGUUUGGAAGAGGUAUGAAUGAUGAAGAUGAGAUUAAUGAUGAUCAAAGAAUUGUAGCGGAACGCGAAAGGGAAAGGGAAAGGGAAAGAAUGGGUGUAGCUGUAGUUGCGUGA
Molecule: messenger RNA, 3225 nt
Organism: Kwoniella shivajii
Lineage: Eukaryota; Fungi; Basidiomycota; Tremellomycetes; Tremellales; Cryptococcaceae
Exons: 1
Coding region: 1-3225 (1074 amino acids)
Source: RefSeq, a predicted model, not a curated record